This is a messenger RNA of Clonostachys rhizophaga, 1842 nucleotides long. The record is from the annotation of a GenBank genome assembly. Lineage: Eukaryota; Fungi; Ascomycota; Sordariomycetes; Hypocreales; Bionectriaceae.
AUGACCUCAAUGUCACCGACGAGUGGCCCUAUCGGGUACCCCGAUCACUCCCCAGGUGCCGAGAGCGUCUCCCCCGGCCAGCCGGUCGCUCCCAAGAAUGUCGCAUUUGAACUUCUCUUCUUCGAUGCUCCUCAAUACCGUGCGCGCUUGCCCAUGCGAGUGCAAAUUUACCCCCAUGACACAACCGACUCGAUUGUGACGACGGUAAAGAACUUUUAUGGCCUCUACUCGGGUCCGACCGGAUCGAAGGGGGUCAGCUUUGAGGACAAAGACGGCAAUACUCUCAUUGCGCGGUAUGAAAACUUCCGCAACAACAUGAUUGUCUACGUCAGAGUCUUCGAGGAGUUCUCUACAGAGCCCGCUACAUACAGUCAUCACCCCUAUCAGUCCAGCGCUGCGGGCAGCCAAAUGUACUACUCUGGCAAUGGCUAUCCCAACCAGCGUUCGUCCCAUGAGAUCACCAGACCAAGCUCGAGAACUUCGCGACGACGAAGUCGAUCUCCUAGUGGCUCUAGGGGAAGCAGGAGUAACUCGGCUAGCAACUCCAGCCAGAAGCGUCGCUCCCGGUCAUCCAAGAACCGUACUGCACUCAGCCAAGCCGACUCGUAUAGCGAUCACCAAAAUGGCUACAGCAGCGGCGAAGAUGCCCCUAGCACCACUUCGGGCAGAGCCAAGGAGCUUCUUGGCACCACCGAUAUCAGCGUUGACAACAUUGUCGAGGGUGGCCGACGGAAAAGAGCCAAGUUUGAGAGCUCGGAGCUUCCUUUGUUUGCACCGCCCCAGAUGCCUGCGGCUACAUCCAACCCGUCCGUCUCGCCCGCCCGCCGAAUUGAACAGCAUCGACCAUCGCUUUCUUUCACCCCGAACGGCCACAACCCGUUCACCAACCCUCGCCCCAUGCAUAGCGCACAUGGUUAUGCCAAUAGCAUGCAGUCGAAUACAUACACACCCAAUGAUCAUGAUGGUCGCCGAACCCGCGCCAAUAGUAGUUUGAGUGGGACUGGUGCUAUCCUUCCUACACCCGACCCAACUGUCGGAAGCUGUAUGUCCGAGGAGGAUAAGGAUGUCGCUCUGCAAUUAAUGCGCCUUGGCGACAUGUCCAAUAUCUCCCAUGGUAGAACGUCGGCGUCGACACUUGACGAUACCUUCAGUGGCAAGGCCGAUGCUACCUCAUCCACCGGCGCUACCAGCGACGGUGCCAGUGAGAGUGAGGAUGAGCUCCCUGCUGCUCGUCGACAGAAGCUUGACAUGUCGGGCGCAUCGCGACUCAUUUACCCUACCACAGAAAUGCACCCUGUGCCCACUGCCAGCACAGAGGUUGACGAGGUUGAGUUCGAAGGAAACACUGAGGCAAAAUCUAUCAAGAACAAACCCGUCCCUAAGCUCAAGGCUUCUGCUAUUCCCAAGCCUGUCAAGUCUAUGAAAGUAUCGACGGCAAAGGCGAAGAAGGCGCCUUCUGUUCCUGGCGUCCCCAUCUCCCCUGCUUCGCAACCGCCAUCUCGCAAGCAAUCUGUCGUCUCAAGCACCACUCUAGGUGUGCAGGGUGAAGAUGAUCAGCCUGACCUGUCCACCAAGCCACGCUGCCAGCGGUGCAGGAAGAGCAAGAAGGGUUGCGAUCGCCAGCGACCCUGCGGACGCUGCCGCGACGCUGGCCUCUCCGCUGAUCAAUGUAUCAGUGAGGAUGAGGGUAAUGGCCGCAAGGGCCGUUAUGGACGACAUAUGGGCGUACCCAUCAAGAAGGAUGAAGCCCUUGCCAUUACUCAGCCUACACUUCUACCAGCUGCGCCCAUUGCUCCUUCAUCGGUAAUGACCGCAGACAAGGCUAAGAAGCGGAAGAGAUAG